AUGUGGCAAGAAGCGAUGAUGAUGAGGAGGAGACGCCGCUACCUGCUGGAGCGGGCAGAGCAGGCGGGCGGCGGCUGCGGGGCGAGCGGAGAGCAGUCCCGCUCCCGGGACUGGCUCUACGAGUCCUACUACUGCAUGAGCCAGCAGCACCCGCUCAUCGUCUUCCUGCUGCUCAUCGUGAUGGGCGCCUGCCUAGCUCUGCUCGCCGUCUUCUUCGCCUCGGGGCUGGAAGUUGAAGACCAUGUGGCAUUUUUAAUAACUGUUCCAACAGCCCUAGCAAUUUUUUUUGCUAUAUUUAUCCUCGUCUGCGUAGAGCCUGUGUUUAAGAAGCUGCUUCGUAUAUUUUCUCUGGUGGUCUGGGUAUGUCUUGUUGCCAUGGGAUAUCUCUUUAUGUGUUUUGGAGGAAUCAUCUGUCCCUGGGACCAGGUUUCGUUUUUCUUGUUCAUCAUUUUUGUGGUGUACACCAUGCUGCCCUUCAACAUGAGGGAUGCUAUAGUCGCCAGUGUCCUGACCUCUGCGUCUCACACGAUCGUGCUGAGCGUCUGCCUGUCAGGUACAGCUGUUGUGAAGGAGCACCUGGUGUGGCAGAUACUGGCAAAUGUAAUAAUUUUUAUCUGCGGGAACUUGGCAGGAGCUUACCACAAGCACCUCAUGGAGCUGGCGCUGCAGCAGACCUAUCAGGACACGUGCAACUGCAUCAAAUCCCGCAUCAAGCUAGAGUUUGAGAAGAGGCAACAGGAGCGUCUUCUACUUUCUUUACUGCCUGCUCACAUUGCCAUGGAAAUGAAAGCAGAGAUCAUUCAGAGGUUACAAGGUCCAAAGGCAGGCCAGCUGGAAAACAGCAACAACUUCCACAAUUUGUAUGUCAAAAGGCACACCAAUGUAAGCAUCCUGUACGCUGAUAUCGUGGGGUUCACUCGCCUGGCCAGCGACUGCUCGCCGGGGGAGCUGGUGCACAUGUUAAAUGAGCUGUUUGGCAAGUUUGAUCAGAUUGCAAAGGAAAAUGAAUGUAUGAGGAUUAAGAUCUUAGGUGACUGCUAUUACUGUGUUUCUGGACUACCUAUAUCUCUUCAAAAUCAUGCCAAGAAUUGUGUGAAAAUGGGACUGGACAUGUGUGAAGCCAUUAAGAAGGUGAGAGAUGCGACUGGCGUGGACAUUAACAUGCGCGUGGGCGUGCACUCCGGGAACGUGCUGUGCGGCGUUAUCGGGCUGCAGAAGUGGCAGUACGACGUGUGGUCCCAUGAUGUGACCCUGGCCAACCACAUGGAAGCUGGGGGAGUCCCGGGCCGCGUUCACAUCACCUCAGUCACCUUGGCACAUUUGAAUGGAGCUUACAAAGUGGAAGAUGGGGACGGAGAUGUGAGGGACCCAUAUCUAAAAGAGCAUAAUGUUAAGACUUACUUUGUAAUCAAUCCUAAGGGAGAGAAGAGAAGCCCCCAGCACCACAUUCGGCCUCGGCAUACUCUCGAUGGAGCCAAGAUGAGAGCUUCUGUCCGCAUGACCCGCUACCUGGAGUCCUGGGGAGCAGCCAAGCCAUUUGCACACUUGCACCACAGGGACAGCAUGACCACUGAAAACGGCAAGAUAAGCACAACAGAUGUCCCUAUGGGGCAAUAUCAUUUUCAGCGUUGCAGAGAGAGAACAAAAUCACAGAAAAGAAGAUUUGAGGAAGAACUGAAUGAGAGGAUGAUCCAAGCCAUUGACGGAAUCAAUGCCCAAAAGCAGUGGCUUAAAUCUGAAGACAUUCAAAGGAUAUCACUUCUUUUCUAUAAUAAGACUCUGGAAAAAGAAUAUCGAGCAACUACUCUGCCUGCAUUCAAGUAUUAUGUGACUUGUGCCUGUCUCAUAUUCUUCUGCAUUUUUGUUGUACAGAUUCUGGUAUUGCCAAAAACAUCUAUUCUUGGAAUUUCAUUUGGGGCUGCAUUUCUCUUGCUUUCCUUCAUUUUGUUUAUCUGUUUCGCUGGACAGCUUUUGCAAUGUAGCAAGAAAGCAUCAGCUUCGUUGUUGUGGAUCCUGAAAUCAUCUGGAAUAAUUGCAAACCGUCCAUGGCCAAGGAUCACUCUUACAUUGACAACCACUGCUAUAAUAUUAACCAUGGCUGUAUUCAACAUGUUUUUCUUGGAUAAUGCUGUGAUAGCUUUUCCCUCAGUUAUUAAUUCAUCAAAUGCAAGUUUUCCUAAUUCAAGUAAUCAGACACGGUGGUGUAUACAAAAUAACUGUUUUUUCCUACCGUAUUUUAUAUACAGCUGCAUAUUAGGGCUCAUUUCCUGUUCUGUUUUCCUGAGGAUAAAUUAUGAGUUGAAAAUGGUAAUAAUGUUGAUUGCAUUGGUGGGCUACAAUGUUAUCCUUCUGCACACUCAUGGGCCCAUGCUGGAUGACUACAGCAAAUUUAUGUAUGCAAUGGCACCUCUUAGAAGGCCAGGAAUACUGAAGGACCUGAAGACAAUGGGCUCAAUUUCCUUGUUCAUAUUCUUCAUCACGUUACUGGUUUUGGGUAGACAGAAUGAAUAUUACUGUAGGUUAGACUUCCUGUGGAAGAACAAGUUCAAAAAAGAGCGGGAGGAGAUUGAAACCAUGGAGAAUCUAAAUCGGGUGCUUCUGGAGAAUGUGCUUCCAGCCCACGUAGCUGAACACUUCUUGGCAAGAAACCUGAAGAAUGAGGAUCUGUAUCACCAGUCCUAUGACUGUGUCUGUGUUAUGUUUGCCUCUGUUCCGGAUUUCAAGGAAUUUUACACAGAAUCUGAUGUAAAUAAGGAAGGGUUGGAAUGUCUCAGGCUGCUAAAUGAGAUCAUUGCGGACUUCGAUGAUUUAUUAUCAAAGCCAAAAUUCAGUGGAGUUGAAAAAAUAAAGACUAUUGGAAGCACUUACAUGGCAGCUACAGGACUGAGUGCUACACCCAACCAAGAACAGUGUCAGGAACCUGAACGACAGUAUAUGCACAUAGGAACCAUGGUGGAGUUUGCAUUUGCCUUGGUGGCAAAACUGGAUGUCAUAAACAAGCAUUCAUUCAAUGACUUCAAGUUAAGAGUAGGAAUAAACCAUGGACCUGUAAUAGCUGGAGUAAUUGGAGCUCAAAAACCACAAUAUGAUAUAUGGGGCAAUACAGUAAAUGUGGCCAGCAGGAUGGACAGCACUGGUGUCUUAGAUAAAAUACAGGUUACAGAGGAGACAAACAAUGUCCUGCAAACACUGGGGUACAUGAGCACCUGCAGAGGAAUAAUAAAUGUAAAAGGAAAAGGAGAAUUGAAGACAUACUUUGUACAUACAGAAAUGACAAGAUCCCUUUCACAAGGGAAUGUGGCAUCUUGAAGAUACUUGUAUGUGUCAUCAAUACCAUAUUUUCAGGAAAGUAUCACGCACUUUUUAACUACAUUUUGGCCCUUAACAUGCGUGCUAUUUUCUGGUAUGUGGCACUUAUUUUAAUAUGGCUGCAGAAUAGUCCCAUGAGCCAUCAUUUUGCACCUUGAUAUUUCUAUGUUCAAGGACAGUUGUGAUGUACGCUAUAGGACUGGAAGAUUGUACUGCUACUUGCACUGCUAUUCAAAGACAAGAAAAGAAGGAAUAGGAAUCAAAAGGAGGUAACGUAUCCUGAAAGGACUGAAGAGAAGUGUUAGUGACAAAUGCGGGGAAAAAAGGCAAUAAAGCUAGGGGUGCAUACUAUUUUCUGAUGCAUGGUGUUUUCUGGAAAAUACAGUCGCUCCCCAAUAGCAUCCACUAAUCUGGUAUUAAAGUAUACAGUAUUGUAAAUAAGUUUACUCUGUCCACACAUGAUUUGGAUGUGAUCACCAGUUACAUCUCAUAGCCAGGGACACGUUGGGUGGCUUGCUGGCAUUCUUUCUGAAGAGAGAACUAACAAUGCUGGAAUAGUUUUGUACAAACGUGUCAAAUGUUUUGAAGCUAUUGUCUUUUGUAAGGUUAAUUCAUUAAAAGUUUAUAUGUACUUUGCCUUACUGUUGCUGUCUCUUAGUUUUGCCUCCUUCCUUGGCUUCUGUCACUCUAAAGCUGUGUGUUUUCUGCUGCUGCCACUGCUUUUUAUGCAGUAUUUAGAUGCUGAGGCAGGCUAUGGCCAGUUAUCUCAACAGGCUUGGUCAGUAAUAUCUGCUAGACUUGCUAUUGACUUUCAGAAACUAAAUCACCUCUACUGUCUUCAGUCAUGGGUGGCAUCCUAGGCACUUUGCAGUCACUUACUAUCUAGGUGAUACAGAACACUGACCUCAAAUCCAUAAAGACAAGCAAAGUGGGGUAUACUGAAAACAGUAGCAGUGCUGCUACUUAACAACUGGCCCACAGUGCUUUAACAGUAACAAGGAGAAACUGUACAAGAGAAGAAAAAGUUCUGUUUCGAACUUCGACAAAUUCUUUUGCCCUUGCGUGCCUCUCACUUAACCUUCACAACACUGGAUUUUGUGGGAUGUUUAAAGUAAUCAUCUCAUUUAUACUCACUAGGAUAUGAGUAUGAGUAAAAUGCUAUUUUGUGGAUAUUUGAGAUUAAUUUAAAUCCCUUUGAAUUAAAAAGUAUUACACUUGCAGAGUUUCAUAGAUGAGCCAGGUGAAAGUAAAAGUAGGUAACUUUACUAUCUAUGCUCCUUUGAAGCACAGAUAGUAACAAUUAAGUUUUGUGUUGUUGUAAUCAAUUCUUUUAGUCAUAGCAUCCUAACAAGAAAAUAAUACUAUUUACAAAAUAGCAUACAAUUACAAUAUUUUUUCUGAGUGAUACCAUAUGAAUAUGGAAGUCAACUUAUGCACUGUUACCUCUGACAUGUUAUUGAAAUGUAAAAGUAUUCAGACUGCUCAUUCAUGAAACAUACAUAUACAUUUGUAUACCAUUGGUAUCCUUUCUGAAGUUCUCAAAAUUGUGGGUCACAAAUACAUGGCAUCAGUCCAGUCUCACUGAACAUGGCACAGUUUACUCAUAGCAGCCAUCUGCCCACUAGUGAAUUGCAAUGACAGUAGAUUUCAAAGUGCCUAAUUUGCUGUAAAACAGACAAUCUGAAUUUCGAUCCCCUUAAAUAAGUCUGAAAGCAAAAUGCAAGUUAUUUCACUUAUGUUCAACAUAACACAAUUUUUCAUCCAGUCCUGGAGACUUUUAAACCAUAAUUUUCAAGA
This is a messenger RNA of Ficedula albicollis (Collared flycatcher), 5106 nucleotides long. It is a transcript of the gene ADCY2, whose product is annotated as adenylate cyclase 2 (brain). Gene Ontology annotation, biological process: adenylate cyclase-inhibiting G protein-coupled receptor signaling pathway; adenylate cyclase-activating G protein-coupled receptor signaling pathway; intracellular signal transduction. Gene Ontology annotation, molecular function: adenylate cyclase activity. Lineage: Eukaryota; Metazoa; Chordata; Aves; Passeriformes; Muscicapidae. The transcript is spliced from 25 exons. The record is from RefSeq and is a predicted model, not a curated record. The coding region runs from base 1 to 3309 and encodes 1102 amino acids. Gene Ontology annotation, cellular component: plasma membrane.